UGGACGCCAUUACUCUGCUUUUACGGGGGGCCUGCUAUAGCUCUACGCAACGCUUUACGCUUUUGUUUACGGUCGUAUCUCAUUCAGUGCUCGCGUACGCGUGUGUUUGUGUGCGAGUGUGUUUGUGUGUGUUUUCAGGUGUUGCAAUCCACCUUCGAUCAACUGGUGUCAACCGUUUUUACCGGUGUCAAUCAGAGCCGCUUCCGCCCACGCAGCCCUUCGCUAAAGCGCCCAUCCAAUACCCGAACCUCACGAAAGCGCUCCAUUUUUGCCGCAAGAUGUCGCACUCGGUCGUAAUCACGCGGACCACCACCACAACAACCAGCACGUCGCAUCUAGUGCUGAACACCGGCUACCUCCGCACGACACCAGGACUCCUAAAGCUCGCCCAGCUGAUCAUCGGUGCGGUUAAUGUCGGCUUGAUUGCGUACUACAUCCGGCACUACCCGACAGCCUACCUAGCCGCUAGUGCUGAGUUCUUCUUUCUUCUCAUGGCGGUCGCCUUCCUGAUCGGGACGUUCUGUCUGCUAGUGUCCUGUCUGGUGUCGCUCAGCACCGGUGGUAUCAUUUCAAAGACGAUCUACGAGCUGAUCUAUCACACCAUCGCUUUUCUGCUGUACCUUAUCGCCUCGAUCAUGCUGCUGGUGGACGUUACGAACGGGCGGUACUACCGCACGAUAAAGGACGCCUACAUGGCCGCAUCGGUCCUGGGGCUGAUAGUGUCCGCGCUCUACCUCUUCAGUGCUCUGCUCGCGCAGCGUUCCUACCGAGGCAUUUAAGCUGGAGGGCAUUAACGAGUCCAACCCAGUGCUUCCGCUUCUACCACCUAUAGGCCAGAGAUGGAAGGAUUGUCGGACGUCAAGGAUUCCGUGUGCCGCUUUGCCGUGUGUCUAACCAAGGUCGCAUUUGGCCCCCUAAGCAAGGGGCACCGUUCGUUGAGUGUGUGUUUAUGUGGUUUUGUGUUGCUGUACUUCUGCUUUCUGGCUCCCUUCAGCUAGCUGAACCUGCGUUCUAAAUUUUUAUUCACGAGUUUUCCGCGUGUGAAGUGGUGUGUUUCAUACGCGCCGGAAAAUAAGUCAAUAUUACCCUCCAGAAACACGUGCAAACUCCCAGUAUUAAAAGCAGAAGGCUCAGCUGCUUAGUGUCAGCUUCCGUUAUGCAGCGCAUCUGCGAUCUUAAUAUUCAUCACCCAAUUCCCAGCACCCAGGAAGAACCGAACUGCAUCAAUGCAUCCGCGCGUUGCCAUUAAAUCAUUAUUUAUUUGAGCUGCUACAACAUAUGGAAACACGCCUCACCAGGGAGCAGGGUUUACGAGAGCUUGACUCACGAAGAACCCGCCUGCAGUAGCUGCUGACGAAUGCAGCAGCUAUGCGAACAAGAUAUAUACAAAAAAACGUCCAAGAUCGCAUUUCCCUGGCAUGCUUCUCUUCUUUCGAAGACUGUACACAAACGGUAGAAGGGAGCUCUAAACGUUAAACAUACCCGACAGAGAUUCUAUUUUAUGGUUUUUGCAGCUCGAUCGGCUUUUUUGCCAGUACUUUUUGUAUUUAUCGUGUAUUAACCGUCCCAUGCUCGCGAUGAUUGAGAUCGUAUUGUACUUCACCUAUUAAUCGUUGUUCGUGUGUCUAAACUUGUAUGUUAUUAUACUUUUUUUCUUUUAAACACUUAUGAAAUAAACGAAGUUUUUUUUGUAUCAAUAU
Molecule: messenger RNA, 1700 nt
Organism: Anopheles nili
Lineage: Eukaryota; Metazoa; Arthropoda; Insecta; Diptera; Culicidae
Exons: 4
Coding region: 279-779 (166 amino acids)
Cellular component (GO): membrane
Source: RefSeq, a predicted model, not a curated record